Molecule: messenger RNA, 2122 nt
Organism: Pomacea canaliculata
Lineage: Eukaryota; Metazoa; Mollusca; Gastropoda; Architaenioglossa; Ampullariidae
Product: cystine/glutamate transporter-like
Exons: 12
Coding region: 688-2034 (448 amino acids)
Biological process (GO): amino acid transmembrane transport
Cellular component (GO): membrane
Molecular function (GO): L-amino acid transmembrane transporter activity
Source: RefSeq, a predicted model, not a curated record
GACAGAAAUUUGUCGUCUCUGCGUGUUCAUUCUUUGUUUUUAGUACUUUGUCAGAAUUCUUGUUCAUUCUUUAGUUCAUUUGUACACUGUGUGCUGUUUUUGUUCCAAGAGCUGAGACACGCGCCUUUACAGGGUUAUUCUGAGCUGUAUAAAUCGCGAGUUUGUUAAAAUGUUUCCGUCACAGGUCACUUUGAGGCCUCAGGCCUGUAAGGUUUAGCAGUCUGCUAAAGAAACCUACCGUACUAGAGAUAAACAAACCAAAAUGGAGAAGACAAAACGUGGCGUGACCGACGACAGAUCCUAUUUUGAAAAGCUAGACAAUGCAUCAGGGAAACGAAACAAAGAGAGCAUUGUAUUAAUUGAUGGGAUUCCAGAAAAACCUCGGUCUAAAAAUCCAGAAGAUUUUUCCGACAUAAGGUACAUGGCUAUUGUCAACUAGUUUGUGUUUAGCCUGAGUGCCUUUACCAUGCUAGAGUUUGAGGAGUACAAAAGUCUCGCUGCUUACAAAACCUUUGUCCGGGUGGGUCAGAGACGUCGCUGCGUACUCACCUGGAUGUGACCACACAGUGACAACAGCUAAGAGACACCAGGCUGGUUGGGGUGGUGCCGCAGCAACUCGAUGCAAGAAAGGGUACCGCUGACGUGCAGCUGAAGAAGUCCAUCAACCUUCUGCACUGCACCGCCAUUAUGGUAGCGGCCACAGGCCACUCCUCCGUCUUCAUCUCGCCUGCCGCCAUUUUAGGCCUCGCUGGAUCCGUCGGUGCCUCCCUGGUUGUGUGGCUUGUAGGCGGACUGAUCAACUUGGGGCUGGCGCUGUGCUUUGCUGAACUAGGAACGAUGCUGCCCAAAGCCGGUGGACAUUACGUCUACGUCAUGCACACCUUCGGGCCGCUGGCAGGCUUCCUCAUGAUGUGGGGCUACGUGGUGCUGAUUUCGGGGCCCAUUUGGGCCUUCCUGGCCUACACAGCGGCUCUGUACAUCGUCAAGCCCGCGUUUCCUGAAUGUCAGCCCGAGCAGAUGGACACAGGUGUCAAGAUUCUGGCAGGCUGGAUCAUGAUAACGAUGGUGGCGCUGAACUGCGUGUACAUGAAGUACGUCACCAAGAUCCAGACUCUGCUGUCCAGCACCAAGAUCGUGGCCCUGCUUAUCAUCAUCAUCGCCGGCUUCUACCAAAUGGCGGUGGGAAAUACGGAGAAUUUAGACGAUCUAUUCGAAGGAACUACCCAGGAACCUGGCAAGUUUGCUGUAGCCAUAUUUUACUCCAUAUUUUCCUACGGCGGAUGGCAAGUGUUGACGUCACUUAUGGAAGAAGUGAAAAACCCUGGAAGAGACCUGCCGCUUUCUGUGUACAUAACAUUCGUCAUUGUCAUCAUCAAGUACAUCCUCACAAACGUCGCCUACUACACCCUGAUCACGCCCCAGGAACUUCUGCGUUCCAGCGCCAUUGCUCUGAUGUACAUGGAUCGCCUUUAUCGGCCCGUGUCACCGCUGAUAUCAGUCCUUGUGGCCACCACUUCCAUUGGCGCUUUGAACGCUUGCAUCAUGGGACACUCACGGCUGCUGUUUGCUGGUGCUAGAAAUGGUCACAUGCCGCUGUUGAUGGGCAUGAUCCAUCCCAAGUACCUCACGCCGUGGCCAGCAAUUUUUGCUUUGCUUGUGUGGAGCUUAGUGAUGCUGUACUCUGGCAGUGUGACAGACAUGAUGGAAUUCAUUUCUUUGUUUUCUUCAAUCAUGGGCAUAGCAGUUGUCUGCUCACUACUAUACCUGAGGUGGAAAAAGCCAAAUGAAAAAAGACCCUACAAGACGAUGCUGUUUGUUCCUGUUGUGCAACUCAUCAUCAACUUGGCGGUGCUAGUGCUGGCUAUUUACCAGAAGCCUCAUCAGAUGGGUAUUGGCCUGUUGAUCUUGUUUGCUGGCGUCCCUGUUUACUGGCUGGGCGUCCUCUGGCGCUCAAAGUCAAAGUGGUUCACAUCUAUGAUGGAGGGUAUUACAGUGCUGAUACAGAAGGCACUUCUUCUGGCAAAGUCACAGUGAAUGACAGAACAAGGACUUCUGACAUAAGCUGCUAAUGUAUAAAAAAAAUUGUAUAAAGACAUUAAAACCUUUUUCAAUGUCUCGUAUA